UUAAAUAUUUAUCUAGUUUACGGUGUAAAUUCUGAGAACGCAGCAAAAAUAACAAUUUAAUAGAAAAUAAUAAUUUUAUUUGGAAUUUUAAUAUUUUUUCAUGAACAAAACAAAUAGGAACGUUAUUCAAUGAAUAAAUAACGAUAUGGUUAAUGUCACUAAAGGAAUAUUAGUUGAAUGUGAUGAAGCUAUGAAACAAUUGUUGCUUGAUUUGGAUGAGAAAAAUGUACUAGGACGAAAAUUUAUCAUUCAAGAUUUAGACGAACGACAUUUAUUUAUUUCCGCUGAUAUUUUGGAUGCUUUAAGAAAAAAAGUUGAAGAUUUAGGUGGCGAUAUUUCCGUUCCUUCAAGUGAUAAAUAA
Messenger RNA from Leptopilina boulardi, 361 nucleotides. RefSeq names its product general transcription factor IIH subunit 5 (gene Tfb5). Bases 146 to 361 code for a protein of 71 amino acids. Gene Ontology annotation, cellular component: transcription factor TFIIH core complex; transcription factor TFIIH holo complex. The record is from RefSeq and is a predicted model, not a curated record. The transcript has 2 exons. NCBI's taxonomy places the organism in Eukaryota, Metazoa, Arthropoda, Insecta, Hymenoptera, Figitidae. Gene Ontology annotation, biological process: nucleotide-excision repair; nucleotide-excision repair, preincision complex assembly; transcription by RNA polymerase II.